Adineta ricciae is the source of this 2091-nucleotide messenger RNA. Lineage: Eukaryota; Metazoa; Rotifera; Eurotatoria; Adinetida; Adinetidae. The record is from the annotation of a GenBank genome assembly.
AUGAGUGAGACAAAUUAUCAUUGUACUGAUCAGGAGAUUAAACAAAUAGUGUAUUUCUUACGUUUAUUCCGUCCGAACGAGCUUGGAUUUCUUUUGAAUAUUGGAAGCAAAUGGUCUCGGUACGAUCCAAACCGUCUCGAACGAAUUACUUUUCUUUUCAACAGCACAUUUAAAACAAAUCAACCAGUAAACAUUGUGCAGCAUACUCUAACGUUCUUUGAUCGUAAUCGAUCACUUUCAUUUAAUCACAAUUUUCCUUUGAAUGAAAUUGCUGUUCAACAACUCGAUCCAUUCAGAUCUGAUUGUCCUGUAUGUGGAAAUAAUCUUCAUCUGAUUGCUGCGUCUGUACAACUAGUAAAGAUGUAUUGUUUAAAAGGGCGGAUGAUUGAAACGCGUGUAUUUUCAGUGACAUGCUCUCAUAAUCAAACGAGUCAUACCAAGGAACCACCGAUAUCUAUUUACCCAAACUUUAUUCGUCAGGGCAGCUUAGACACAUGGACAUCAGAUAGUCUGAACAGUGGUGACUUCGUUUAUUUGGGCGGCCGACACGCUUUUGAACGUGCGUUAAUCGAAGGAUAUACUUGCCAGCUAUUGGGAUCACCCAGCUCAUGGAAUAAAGCCGUUGAUGGCUGGAAUCUCGAAGCUUUCAAUUCUGGCAGCGCAGAAAAGCGAAACAGUUGGCAGUUGCGAUUGUCAUUAGCAUUUAUGAAGUAUAAAACGAUUCAAUUUGAUCUUUGUGUUGGGAACACAGUAGUGAAUGUUCCAUCAUCGAUUGGUGCUUUUGAUCAGUGGGCGUGGGACACAAUACCGGAUCGGCUCGUAUCGUUUGUUUACUUAUGGUCAAAUCAUGCGUCAUUGAUGGGUGCCUGUGGUAUCGACUGUUGCCGUUGCAUUGUCAUGGAUGGUCAUCAGAAGUGUCGACGAAGAGUGUGCCGAGCGAAGCAGGUGAUGGUGAGUACUGAAGAAUUUGAUUCCUUGAAGAUUGGAUGCUGUCGCACGCCCAUUCGCGGUUCGCAAUACUGUGAAUUACAUCAGGAUCAACAUUUGGUUGACGAUUUAUCUUCAUCAUCGAUCGGCCAAAAUAAACAGCAUAGCUCGUUAAGUACUUAUCGACAGAAAUGGCGUCGGCGUAGUCACAUUGGUUUGGAUGCAACAAGUUGUCGUACACGGAAAUCGAAGCCGGACGCAUACGUGAAUCGGUGUAGUCGAUCCUUUGGACUCAUUGCAGGUGUGACAAACUGCAAGAUCAUUGUGACAUUUAGUGAAUUAUUUCGCUGCGAAACACUUCGUGAAAUUUUGUCGCUUUUAUUCUCCACCAUUCGAGCAUCCGAUGGCUGUUUCCCACCAACUGUUGUGUACGAUGAUGGCUGUCAUCUGGCAGAGUAUCUUCAGAAUCAUUUUGACGUUGAUCUGGCUGUGACUCCAGCAUCGAUGGUUCUGAAGCGGACGCCGUUCAGUAUAGAUCGCGUUCACUUCAAAAACCACGUGGGGCGCUGGUGUCGAAAGAACAUGAAUCCAGACAACAAUCGAUUGCUCGACGGUGUCAAUACGGAAGCAGCCGAACAGUUAUUUUCUUGGCUGAAAGGUUACGCGAAUAUCCUAAGUUGUCUUGGAUGGAGAAGAAGUGCAUCGUUUAUGCUAAUCUUAUUCCACAAUAAAAAUCUUGAACGAAAAAAUGUGCGACCAACUCGAACUUUCGAGAUCAUUUCGAAAAUUCCACAAGUGAAGAAUAUCUGUCUUGCCCACGUAGCCGAUUCAACAACUCUGUCAGACAUGAAGAUUAAAAAUAGAACCGAUCAUCUCGAUUUAGUUCACCAAAUGCCUGCACAACAUCUUAAUCCCGCGAUGGCGCUUGCACCGACAACGUCCAAAUCAUCAGAUAACGUCCUUUCCAACGAUACCACUGUAUGUCACAAACCAGAUGAACUAUCUUCGAAACGCGAUCCCCCACUACUUCCUCCAGAAACAACUCCAUCUCUUUUCCACAACCCCUGGACUGUUAUCGCGAACACGAUACGCGAGGAUGCUCAGAAAAUUCAACGCAUAAAACUUUCCAACUACCGACGCAACGCAAAACGAUGGCGAAAAUAA